CACGAAUUGUGGAGCUAUAUCAAGCAAUUUUUGGUAAUCGGACACUAAGUUCCUUCACACACUGGCGUACAAUGUUGACAACAUCGGAAUAUGACAUCUUUACAAGCAAUUGAGAAUCGCCGCCCCAAAACAACUGGAAGUCUUCAAACACUACCAUUUGAGAAAAAUCGUUUGCAACACUCCUUGUCGGACCCUCCACAGAAACACUAUUCGCAAGAGUUCAGAGGUGAAGAAAUGAAGAGCGUAAUCAGUCGGUUGGAAGAUGACAAGAAGAGACUUUCUCAGAGAAUCGAGAAACUAACCGCAAAUGAAAAAGCCCUCGUAUCGGAGCUGGAGCGACUGAAGCGGCACGGUUGUUUGACCAAAAGCCAGAGUGCGAAUCACGUGGGUGAGUACGUAAACGAACUUGAAGCUGAUCGCGACUACUGGCGCAGUCAAGUGGAAGUUUUACAGAGAAUGAUCCAAAACGCAUCCCAGACUACUCCCACACGCGGGAAAGUCAAAUCCAAACCUCCUCCCGGCAAAACACUCGGCAAAGUCAGAGAAACAUCAAUCAAUAAGCUGGAAACAAAAAUACAGGAACUCCAAGCUGACCGUGACAGACUACAAAAGGAAUUGGAAAACAGUCGGCGUUCACUGAGGGAAACUUCCUCUCCGUUGACACGAUCACGAUCUCUAACCAGAACACAGAACCGAACCGACAUUCAAGAACUCACCAGGCUUCGACACGAACGAGACGAAAUGCAAAGUCUUCUGAGCACAUUGGAGAAACGUGUACAGGAGGUGAGUACGGAUGAAUAA
This is a messenger RNA of Opisthorchis viverrini, 801 nucleotides long. RefSeq lists its product as hypothetical. NCBI's taxonomy places the organism in Eukaryota, Metazoa, Platyhelminthes, Trematoda, Opisthorchiida, Opisthorchiidae. The transcript has 5 exons. The record is from RefSeq and is a predicted model, not a curated record. The coding region runs from base 91 to 801 and encodes 236 amino acids.